Molecule: messenger RNA, 2814 nt
Organism: Phyllostomus hastatus (greater spear-nosed bat)
Lineage: Eukaryota; Metazoa; Chordata; Mammalia; Chiroptera; Phyllostomidae
Gene: TARDBP
Product: TAR DNA binding protein
Exons: 6
Coding region: 187-1431 (414 amino acids)
Biological process (GO): regulation of gene expression
Cellular component (GO): nucleoplasm
Molecular function (GO): RNA binding
Source: RefSeq, a predicted model, not a curated record
CGUGCGGCGGCCCCCCCCUCUGGACGGGGAGCCGGUGGGAGAGGACGACGGCCGUCGGGGGGAGGAGGCGGCCCUAGCGCCAUUUUGUGGGAGCGAAGCGGUAACUGGGUGGUUGCCCCUGGAUCCCUGGCUGCCUGAGUUUCCCUGUCGGGCCUCCUGUCAGCGGCGUAGCGGGGACCGUAGAAGAUGUCUGAAUAUAUUCGGGUCACGGAAGAUGAAAACGACGAGCCCAUUGAGAUACCGUCAGAAGACGAUGGGACGGUGCUGCUGUCCACGGUCACGGCCCAGUUCCCGGGGGCGUGUGGGCUGCGCUACCGGAACCCCGUGUCCCAGUGCAUGCGAGGCGUCCGGCUGGUGGAGGGGAUCCUGCACGCCCCAGACAACGGCUGGGGGAAUCUGGUGUACGUUGUCAACUAUCCCAAAGAUAACAAGAGAAAAAUGGAUGAGACGGACGCCUCAUCGGCGGUGAAGGUGAAGAGGGCCGUCCAGAAGACCUCCGACCUGAUAGUGCUGGGCCUCCCGUGGAAGACCACCGAGCAGGACCUGAAGGAGUACUUCAGCACCUUCGGGGAGGUGCUCAUGGUCCAGGUCAAGAAAGAUAUUAAAACCGGUCAUUCAAAAGGGUUUGGCUUUGUUCGAUUCACGGAAUACGAAACCCAGGUGAAAGUGAUGUCACAGCGACAUAUGAUAGACGGACGGUGGUGUGACUGCAAACUUCCCAAUUCCAAGCAAAGCCCAGACGAGCCCCUGAGAAGCAGAAAGGUGUUCGUCGGGCGUUGCACGGAGGACAUGACCGCUGACGAGUUGCGGCAGUUCUUUUGCCAGUACGGGGAAGUGGUGGACGUCUUCAUUCCCAAGCCGUUCAGGGCUUUUGCCUUUGUUACGUUUGCAGAUGAUCAGGUUGCCCAGUCUCUUUGUGGAGAGGACUUGAUCAUUAAAGGAAUCAGCGUACACAUAUCCAAUGCUGAACCUAAGCACAAUAGCAAUAGACAGUUAGAAAGAAGUGGAAGAUUUGGUGGUAAUCCGGGUGGCUUUGGGAAUCAGGGUGGCUUUGGUAACAGCAGAGGGGGUGGAGCUGGCUUGGGAAACAAUCAGGGUAGUAACAUGGGUGGAGGGAUGAACUUCGGAGCUUUUAGCAUUAACCCAGCGAUGAUGGCCGCAGCCCAGGCAGCCCUGCAGAGCAGCUGGGGCAUGAUGGGCAUGUUAGCUAGUCAGCAGAACCAGUCGGGCCCGUCAGGCAAUAAUCAGAGCCAAGGCAACAUGCAGAGGGAGCCAAAUCAGGCCUUUGGGUCUGGAAAUAACUCUUAUAGUGGUUCUAAUUCAGGUGCAGCAAUUGGUUGGGGGUCAGCUUCAAAUGCAGGGUCAGGCAGUGGUUUUAACGGAGGCUUCGGCUCAAGCAUGGAUUCUAAACCUUCUAGCUGGGGAAUGUAGGCAGCGGGUGACGGUUGUACAGACUGGUGGGAAUUCAAAUUUUUCUAAACUCAUGGUAAGUAUAUUGUAAAAUACAUAUGUACUGAGAAUUUUCAAAAUUUGGUGGUUCAGUGUGGAGUAUAUUCAGCAGUAUUUUUGACAUUUUUCUUUAGAAAAAGAGGAAGAGCUAAAGGAAUUUUAUAAGUUUUGUUACAUAAAGGGUUGCAAUAUUGAGUGUUUGAAAGUGAACUGCUGUUUGCCUGAUGGGUAAACCAACACACUACAAUUGAUAUCAAAAGGUUUCUCCUGUAAUAUUUUAUCCCUGGACUCGUCAAGUGAAUUCUUUGCAUGUUCAAAAUGGAAACCAUUAAUUAGAACUACAUUCUUUUCUGCUCGUUUUAAUUUGAACCCCACCACAUGGAUUUUUCCUUAGGAAUGUCUCCUUUUUGGAGAUCACAGUGUCCCAGUGUUUGGUUCUUUCGUUUUUGUUUUUAACACUUGUCUCCCUUCAUAUGCAAAAGUACAAUAUGAAGCCUUCAUUUAAUCUCUGCAGUUCAUCUCAUUUCAAAUGUUUAUGGAAGAAGCACUUCAUUGAAAGUAGUGCUGUAAAUACUCUGCCAUAGGAAUACUUCUGUCCACAUGCUUUCUCAUUCAAGAUUUGGUCAUCACACUGCACGGGCCGCGUCUCUGACGGUGGGUGUCCCAUUUUUAUCCGCUACUCUUUAUUUCAUGGAGUCGUAUCAACGCUGUGCACGCAAGGCUGUGAUAUGGAACCAGAAGGCUGUCUGCACUUCUGAAACCUUGUGUGGGAUUGAUGGUGGUGCCGAGGCAUGAAAGGCGAGUAUGAGCGAGGAAAGGCGAGAGCGCGUGCGCAGACGGUGGUGCAAAAUGGAUAUUUUUUAUCUUGGCGCGAUGUGUCUCUCCAUCCUGUGGCUUUGGUGAGAGAGUGUGCGGAGAGCAAUGAUAGCAGAUAACGUACGAAUGUUUCUUGCAUUCAAAGGACAUGCACAUCUGCUGGAAGACUUUAAGUGCGUUUUGUUCUUAGAUGACCCACGCUAGUUGAAUGUGUUAAGUGAAACGAUACUUGUAUUUCCCCUACCCCUUUGUCAACUGCUGUGAAUGCUGUAUGGUGUGUGUUCUCCUCUGUCACUGACCUGUAAGUGUGGUAAUGUGAACUGAAGCUGGUGGGCUGAGAACAUGGACUGAGCUUGUGGUGUGCUUUGCAGGAGUACUUGGAAGCAGAGUGCACCAGGGAGCUGGGGGUGUCUCAAAGAAGGGUGGAAGCUCCAAUGUCUGUUAGCUGCCCCUAAGAAUGCUGUUUGCUGCAGUUCUGUGUCCUGUGCUUGGAUGCUUUUAUAAGAGUUGUCAAUAUUGGAAAUUCCUAAAUAAAACUGAUUUAAAUAA